Molecule: messenger RNA, 1116 nt
Organism: Anthostomella pinea
Lineage: Eukaryota; Fungi; Ascomycota; Sordariomycetes; Xylariales; Xylariaceae
Source: the annotation of a GenBank genome assembly
AUGUUCAAGUCAGUCCUUGUCGCCUCCACGCUGGUCGCCACCGUUGCCGCCCACCAGAACUUCCACCAAUUCUGGGUCAAUGGCGUGUCCCCCGGGUAUCAAGUCGCCGUGCGCAUGCCGCCAAGCAACAGCCCGGUCACCGAUGUGACGAGCAACAACAUCGCCUGCAAUGUCGACGGCGAAACCGUUCCCUCCGGUGUCGAAACCUACGCUGCGAACGAAGGCGACAAGAUCAUAGUCAACUGGGACGUUUCCAGCCAUCCAGGCCCCAUCACUCACAUGCUGUUCGGCCCUGUCGAUGACGCCUCUCUAGAGUCUGGCGUCGGUGCGGGUUGGUUCAAGAUCGACGAGCUCGACAACGUAAAUGGUACCUGGGCCAACCAGGUCAUCGCGAAUGCCGGUGGCAACUACACGUUCACUCUCCCUACUGGGUUGGAAUCUGGUGACUACCUGCUGCGAUCUGAGAUGUUGGCACUUCACGCAGCCGAAACCAUCGGUGGUGCGCAGUUCUACAUCGGCUGUGCCCAACUCACAAUCACUGGCACUGGAGGAGGCUGCAACCCCACGAUCUCCCUCCCAGGAGCGUACAAUGCCACGGAUCCCGAUAUCUAUAUCCCUGACGUCUACUACGGAUUCGACGCGGCGACCUACACAGCACCUGGUGGUCCGGUAGCCACCUGUGGCGCAUCCGGCUCUUCGCCAUCGAUGGCGACGAGUGCGGCCAUCGUAACUUCCACCGCGGCUUCCAGCGGUACGAUCCCGACGGCGGUGGCCUCGUCUGGAACCUCUAAGGUGUCCAGCGCCGCAGGAAGCAGUAGUCUGGCGGCAAGUGCGCCGACGACCUUGGCCAAGGUCACGUCCAAGGCAGCGAGUUCAGCUGCGUUGGCCACCUCAUCCAAAGCAGCAUCUUCGGCCGCGUCAGUCACCCCGACAAAGGUGGCUACCACGGUUGCGACCAUCACGACGGGCGGCGCGACCCCAAGCAGCACUGGGGGAUCAGGUGCAGUAGCGCUCUACGGACAGUGUGGUGGCGCCAACUGGACUGGAGCCACGACUUGUGCCGAGGGAACUUGUACAGGCAUGAAUGAAUACUACUCGCAGUGCGUUUCGGCUUAA